AUGGUGCCGGCUUCUAACGGCGAUACGUUUGCAGCCCAAGAAAAGCAGCUACAGAAUCUUGAUGAACAGGUGACAUGGGACCAGCAUUCUAUCAUAGUCCGUGGGGAGCGCCUCAUGAUCUUCUCCGGUGAAUUCCACCCAUUCCGCCUUCCAGUUCCAGGUCUAUGGCUCGAUGUAUUCCAGAAAAUCAAGAGCAUGGGUUUCACAGGAGUAUCAUUCUAUGUAGACUGGAGUCUUGUCGAAGGCAACCCGGGACACGUUAUUACGGAUGGUAUAUGGAGCCUGGAUGAAUUCUUUGCUGCCGCAAGUGAAGCCGGCAUAUAUCUCAUUGCUCGACCUGGGCCGUACAUCAACGCAGAGACCACCGCUGGUGGGAUACCGGGAUGGAUUUUGCGCCAAAAGGCAACUAUUCGAUCAGAUGAUCCUCAAUACCUCAAUGCGACAACGAAUUACAUGUUCACUUUGGGUAAAAUUGUUGAACAGGCACAAAUCACACAUGGUGGACCGGUCAUCAUGGUCCAGCCAGAGAAUGAAUAUUCUACUUGGCCAAACGUCACAGAAUUUCCCAGCCAAAUGAAUCGGAAUUAUAUGGAUGUAGUGAAUCAGCAGCUGCACGACGCUGGUAUUACUGUUCCGUUGAUUGUGAACGACAAUGAAGCCAAAGGAUACUGGGCACCUGGGUCAGGACAGGGCGAAGUGGAUAUUUAUGGCAUCGAUGCCUAUCCAAUGCGCUAUGAUUGCGCAAAUCCCACUAUCUGGCCCACCUACAGAUUCCCAUACAACUGGCAAAUUUUGCACGAACAAGAAAGUCCCACAACACCUUUCGCAAUCGCCGAGUUUCAAGGAGGAUCUGGUGAGGGAUGGGGAGGAGUUCUUCAAGAAAUGUGCAACGAGUUGGUGAAUGAAGAGGCUGUCAGAGUGGUGUACAAAAACAACUAUAGCUUUGGUGUCAAAAUAUUUAACAUCUACAUGACAUUCGGCGGCACCAAUUGGGGUAACUUGGGGUAUAUGGGCGGGCAUACAUCAUACGAUUAUGGGGCAGCAAUCACCGAAGAAAGGGCAAUAUGGCGUGAGAAAUACAGCGAGCAAAAACUUGAGGCCAAUUUCCUCAAGACUUCACCUGCUUAUCUGACAGCAACUCCUCAAAUCGGUGCCAACGGUACCUACGGGGCACCAACCUCUAUUGCAGUCACUGUUCUCCUUGGGAAUGGAACACAGACAAACUUUUACAUCGUCAGACACGCUGAUUUCACAUCGACUGAAAAGACUCAGUAUACUCUUUCAUUGCGGACAAGUGUUGGAACCGUCAAUAUUCCCCAGCUGGGAGGCCAGCUGACACUCAACGGUCGCGAUUCUAAAUUUCACGUCACAGAUUACGAUGUCGGUGGUAUCAAUCUGAUAUACUCAUCUGCGGAGAUUCUCACAUGGGCGCGAGGAGCUGGAUCAGCACGUGUCCUUCUUCUAUAUGGAGGCGCUGGAGAGGCGCACGAAUUUGCCUUCUCUAGUCGACUUGGAAAACCAACGGUUGCUGAGGGCCAAGGCAUCAAAAUUCAGCUGAUAGGAUCUGCUUGGGUUGUACAAUGGCAAGUUACACCGGCCCGGUGCAUAGUUCGGGUGGCAGAUCUUGAGGUCUACUUGCUCUGGCGCAACGAUGCAUACAACUAUUGGGCACUCGAACUGCCUGCUUUAGGACCGAUUGGAAACUAUUCUUUCCCAGGAAAAGACCUCGUGGUAAUCAAGGCCGGAUAUCUUAUCCGCACAGCAGAUAUUAGAAAUGCGGAACUCCGAUUGACAGGCGAUGUGAACCAGACUACAAAGAUUGAGCUUAUCUCUAGCCCAUCGGGGAAUCUGAAAGAGAUCAGUUUCAAUGGAGAGCGGUUGCGAAAUUCGAAAUCGACAAAUGGUAAGAUCUCCGGAACUGUCAGAUACGACCCUCCUCAGUUGGACAUUCCCGACCUGGCCAACCUGCAAUGGAAGUUCCUUGAUUCUCUCCCUGAGAUUCAGUCAUCGUACGACGACUCUGAUUGGACACUUUGCACGUUAAAUUCAACAAACAAUCCACGACAGUUAGACACUCCUAGUAGUUUGUACUCUAUGGACUAUGGAUAUCACACAGGGUCUCUGUUCUACCGAGGGCAUUUCGCUGCCAAUGGUCAAGAAUCCAAUGUUUGGUUAAAUAUUUCUGGGGGCACAGGAUUCGGCCACUCGGUUUGGCUCAAUAGCACAUUCCUUGGCUCAUGGGUGGGAUCAGGUGCCAACUCCACAGUCAUACACAACGUUUCAUUGCCAUCAACCCUGUCACAGGAAAGCGAAUAUGUCCUAUCAAUUUUGAUUGAUCACAUGGGCCAAGACGAGGAAGCCCCUGGCACUGAUGCAAUUAAGUUUCCACGCGGAAUUUUAAAUUACGGGAUUUCGGGCCACUCACAAUCCGAUGUAUUAUGGAAGUUGACCGGUAACCUGGGAGGUGAGCAAUAUCAGGAUCUAGUCCGUGGUCCUCUCAACGAAGGUAGCAUGUUCGCCGAGAGGCAGGGCUACCACUAUCCCAGUCCACCAGACUCGGAUUGGAAGUCUUCUAAUCCAGUGAGAGAUGGAUUAUCGCAGCCAGGUGUUGGGUUCUAUACUGCAUCCUUUCGGCUGAAAGUCCCCGACGGGUGGGAUGUCCCAAUGAGUGUUGUGUUCAACGCCUCUUCCCAACCUCACUCCAAGUACAAUGCCCGAGGGGAGAAUUACAGAUGCCAAGUAUAUGUUAAUGGGUACCAGUUUGGCAAAUACAUCAACAAUCUCGGCCCCCAAACGGCUUUCCCUAUUCCCGAAGGCAUUUUGAAUCAUGAUGGAAACAAUUUCAUAGCGUUGACGCUGUGGGCACAGGAUAAGAAAGGUGCAAAUUUGAGGGGAUUGGAACUAGUCCCUACAUCCGUGAUUCGUUCAGGCUACACCAGACCCAGAUCGGUUUUGCAGCCCGCUUGGAAGAAGCGAACAGAAGCUUAUUAG
Molecule: messenger RNA, 2991 nt
Organism: Penicillium soppii
Lineage: Eukaryota; Fungi; Ascomycota; Eurotiomycetes; Eurotiales; Aspergillaceae
Product: glycoside hydrolase family 35 protein
Exons: 6
Coding region: 1-2991 (996 amino acids)
Biological process (GO): carbohydrate metabolic process
Cellular component (GO): vacuole
Molecular function (GO): beta-galactosidase activity
Source: RefSeq, a predicted model, not a curated record